Molecule: messenger RNA, 1778 nt
Organism: Chelonus insularis
Lineage: Eukaryota; Metazoa; Arthropoda; Insecta; Hymenoptera; Braconidae
Product: reticulocyte-binding protein 2 homolog a-like
Exons: 1
Coding region: 8-1741 (577 amino acids)
Source: RefSeq, marked provisional
AGCAGUCAUGGACACUAGCAUACCCAAUAUUAGUGGGGAAAUAAAUUCUGUUGAUAGUAGUAUUAACUCAUUGAUUGAUUUUAUUGAUAAUAAAGUGAUAAAAUAUUUCGAUAAUUUUCUCGAAAAAUUAGAAAGUGCUUACGUGUCUUAUAUGUCUCAGGUAGCAGAUAAAAAAAUUCAACCAUCACCUAAUGAGUUUAAGAAAGCUAAGGUGAAAUAUGAUAAAUUGAAUAAUUCGAUACAUCGUUUUUUAAGCAGUAUUACUCAAGAUUACAUGAAUUUAUUACAGAUAGGAUAUAAAAUAAAAUCAUUUUAUGAAAUGUUGAAUCAUUAUUCAGAUCAAAUAGCUGAACUAGAGAAAAAAAAUAAUGUAGAUGAAUUAAGAGACGUUACCCAUCAAGUUUCUCAAAUUAAUUCUGAGUUAGAGAAACUAGUUGUCGAUUAUAACCAAGAAAUAUCAAAAUUAAAUUUUCUUCAGUUGAAUUUUAAGAAUAAAAUGAUCAUCUAUCAGUCACCUUCUGCUGGAGAAACAUUUUCAAUCUCACUUAAAGUAUUCAACCAGCAGCUUGAUAAUUUAAUUGAAUCCAACAAGUCGACAAAUAAAGAACAAAUAUUUGGUAAACUUCUCCAACAAUUUCCUGAACAAUUACAAUCAAUAUCUAAAGAACCUCCUCUAGAAUUGUUAGCUGUUCGACCAGUGAAACCACAAAUAUUAAAACAACCUCAGGUUUCGGGUUCUAAUGAAAUCAUUGAUAUAACAUAUUCUCUGCUUGAACCGUACACUAGAAAAGUGAUUGAUCCAGCUUACAGAGAACAUCGAUUUGUUGGAUCUGAUGACAGUGAUUCAACGGAAACUGAAGAAAGUGAAGAUGAUAAGGAAGAGUAUAUAUCAGACGAAGAGGAAGAAGAAAUGAGAAUGAAGGCAGAAGAAACAACACCAGAAGAAGAAAAAGAGGAGGCAAGAGUAGAGAAAAUAAGUGAAGAAAGCCUAACAACCCCUAGCAGCGUAACGACACAACGUUUAGAAGAACCAAUGGCUACUGAAAGACCAAGUACCUCUAGAGAUUAUGAAGAGCAAGCUGAACCUCUUAUCAAAAUUGACAUACCAGAAAUUUCAGUUCGAGAAGAAUAUCAAAAGCAGCUUGGUGAUUUGCUAGAGAGUGUUAAUAUUGAUGAACGAACAGCUGAAGAGAUUGCAAUCGAUAAUUAUGAGCAAAUCACUUAUCAAUUUUUCCUUGAUACAUUGGAAAGGUUAGACCGACAAAUUGAUCAACUGAAUGAUCGUGAGUAUGAAUUAAUUCCAAGAAGUAGAGAUUUACGUAAAAGGAUCAAAGGUUUGAAAGAAUUUCUUGAAACUGCUCAAAGUCAGAUAGAAAUUGAUCGUUAUCAAAAUGAACUUCAGAUGGUUCUGAAAAGCUUUAUCCAGUUAAAAGAAGAUGAUGAAGCAAUUCAACAAACCAAAUAUAAGUUAUUUGAAGUAAAAGAAAAAUUAUUUAAGAAAUGGCAGAAUGAACUGGAGAGGAAUGCUCAGAUGCUAGCAACUGAAUCUGAUCGUGUAAUGGAGUAUGAAGGACAAAGUGGUUCACCGCUUGAAAAAUUAGAACAAGAUAGAGACCAAUUGAUUAGAAUGGUAGAUUCUCUAAAAGAUGAAGUGGAUUAUUCUAUUGAUUCUUAUACAGAAAGGAAAAAAGAAAGAGAUAUGUAUUUAAAGAAAGAAGCUUCAUUAUUUGGAGAAGUUUAGUGUUCACAAGAGAGAAAAGUAUUCAAAUUGAUACUAU